AUGAAGGAGUUAAAGGUGUUGGAGGAUGUUUUAGGGCUUAGAUUCCAGCUUAACAGCUGUAUACACAUGGGUGACAGUGUUAAGGAAGUGUUAGUGGUGAACAGGUAUAAUUUGUUAUUAUUGAGUACCCAGAGUGAGAUAAAGUUUUAUGACAUUAACAACGUGAUCAACGAUUUAACCCUUGGGAAUUGUCUUCACAAGGUUGAUUUUGACAGUGUUGUCUCCAUCAAAUGUACUGAAUUUGAGGAUUUUGAGGAAAAUAAUGUAAAAUCUGCUGCUAGGAUAUGGAUAGAGUUGGAAAUGAGUAUAGUAAUAUAUGACGUGGUAAAUUUACGUGUGGAAAUUGAAUAUGAGAAGAAAUCCCCUUUAAAAUACUUUUACUGUGUGUUACAAGGGUACGUAGUAAUAAUCUGUGGGAAUAAGCUGAAAAUGUACAAAAAAGACAAGAAAAUAUUCUCUCACAAAUUCACUAAUAGUAUUACUCACAUUUCCAACACACAGUCCGACACAUUGCUGCUCCUGGAUGAAGUGAAUAAUAUAUUCAAACUCUCACACACUGGACAGAGUACCACAGUAACCCCAAUGUCAUUUACCCUAGAUAAGACACUGGGUGACAAUUACAAGGUUGUUAGCCUGUGUCAAUACCAAAAUUAUGUAAUAAUGUCACUGUACAAUCAAAUUGACUAUUUAUUACUAGUGUGUACUGCAGAGUUGGAGGUGAUAAGCUAUUCUCUUAACGAAUUGUAUAUCGAGUUUGAUGCUGCUGUGGAUCUGGAGAUAAAUUACUUCAUCCUCAGGCCCUGGAACUUACUCAUUGUUUACUCAAAUCACUCCACCUCAACUCUCUUUCUCUCCAAUAAUCCUCGACUCAUCUCACUCAACUCGGACACCGUAGAUAACACUGAUGAGAUCGUGGUAUUACGUAUGUUGGAGGGAUUUGGAGUGGAGAGUGUGGAGUACGGCGAUAAUUUGAGGAAUUUGCAGUUGUAUACAAAUUACGUGAAUGAGAUUUACCGUAAGAAUUCACUGGCCGACACGCCGACGAUGAAGAACCCGCACAUUCUCUUUUCUACACAGUGCUCCAACACCGUCACGCUCUACUACACCGACAUACACUUUGUUAACUCCAAUAACAAUGAAGUUGGUGUUCUGACUCCGUUAACCAGUUGUGACAGUUGCUUAAUUGAUCUACUCAGGAGUACUGUUAACGGUGUGAAGAAAAAUACUAUAGAAGUUGCUGCUGGAGUUGAUUUGGAACAAUUAUAUUCAAUGGGUCUGAAGUGGUACGUGGACAAAAAGAGUUUAAAGCUGUUUGAAUCGCUGUUAAACGUUUUACACUUCUUUCACACUUCAUUGGAACUCUCUGAUAGUGUUGACAAUGGGGACAGUGUUGGAGUUGGGGAAUUGUCAAAACUGGUGGACAAUGACUACAUUAUCAUCUUCAGGAAUCUUCUCAAUAUACAACAUAACAUGCUGUUACUCCUGGACGAUAGUGAUACUACAGUUAAUAGUACUCUAAAUUCUGCUGCUAAUACUACAAAUAUUGCUGCUAAUACUACAAAUAUUGCUGCUAAUGGUAUAAUUACUGAGUUGAAAAAGUUGGUAAAUAAUAACAUAAUGAGAAUAGAGAGAGUGGAAGAGUCAAUGGUGAAGGAAGUGGAGAAUGUGUUACUGUACACAAACCAACAACUCAAACACCUACACCACAAACUACACAACACCAACUUUCAUCUCUCUAUCAACACUUCUAACAAUGUUUAUAGUAGUAAUACUGUUAACAGUGUUAAUAGUGUUGAUAGUAAUAGUAGUAAUAGUGUUAGAGAUGAUAGAGGUGUGGUAUUAGAGUUGGAGAGGAGAUUGGGGUGUGUGGUGGGGGAGAUAAAGCUAUUGUACAAUCAACCUGUCAACGUCAACACUACUCAAUCACCCAAAUUCAUUUCCAAAUUCAACACACACAUUCAUACUACCGAUUGUAAUUUGGAUAUCACUAGUGUAGAUGCAGAGGAAAAUAAUGUAAAAUCUGCUGCUACUGGAGACCCAGAGGGAGCUAAUUCUAACACUGUAAACACUGUAGAUAGUGUGGGUAUUGUGGACACUGUAAAAAUAAGUGAGGAAAAUAAUGUCACACAAAUUGCUGCUCCUAUUGCUGCUACAACAGAUAAAGUGGGAGUAAAGUUGUUUGGUGAGAUAGAUUCGGGGUUUAGGCUGGGGAAUUUGGAGUUGACUGGCCAAUUGUGUAAUCCCGUGACAUUUAACACUGCGCUCACUCAGUCACAGGAACAAACGUCAAUCUUCUCCACAUACGCCAACAAUCAAUCACUCAUCGAUAUGGCCCAUUCAAUCACCAGCAACUCUUUUCCCAACUCUUUUACAGGGUUUGGUAACACUAUUAGUAGCAAUAUUGGCAGUGGGUUCAAGGGAUUUACGGGAGGAUUUGGCACCGCUCAAAACUCUUUCCCCCGCACUGUAAACCCUGGUAACACUACUGUAAACCCUGUGAAUAGUGUGAAUAGUGUGAAUAGUGUGAGUUCGGGGUUGGGAGAUGACAGUUUAUGGCUGGGAAGUAGAAGGUAUGAUCCGCUAAAUUAGUAUACUAUAAAAAUACCCCGACUCCCCGGAAUUCGACGCUAUCACAUUCUACUUAAUUUUUACCCCGACUCCCCGGAAGUAGUAGCUAAGAGAGUUUACUUAAUCUUAUACCCAAAUACC
Molecule: messenger RNA, 2709 nt
Organism: Theileria parva strain Muguga
Lineage: Eukaryota; Apicomplexa; Aconoidasida; Piroplasmida; Theileriidae
Exons: 1
Coding region: 1-2589 (862 amino acids)
Source: RefSeq, a predicted model, not a curated record